AGCCGCACGAUGUAGCUGGAAAGAGACCCUCAAUGCUGAAAAUUGAUCAGGCCUUGCUGUUAAUCCACAAUGAGUUGCACAAUGAAGUUUUGACAGUCUCCUGGCUUUCUGAUUAUUGUUACCAGUGCUUGUAUCAGUACUUGGCGUUGGUGCCCUUGAACAAUACCUCAGGAAAGCCUCGAGUGGAAGUCGCAGUGGAUGCUCAGCACCCUGUCACCCUCCAGCUCAAUGGCACGUUGGAUGGCAAAGAGCUUUGCAAGAUCCACUAUCAUUUUGGAGAGUUUGGAAACUAUUCCCUCAUGGUAAAAAGGCUCUACAGAAGCACGACAAAUGUCUCCUGCACCAUAGACAUCAAUGCCAGUCCUGUCAACAGUAACCUCCCUAUCUUGUAUGCAUUCCUUAUUUAUAUGGGAAUCCUCAGCAUCUUGACUUCGGGACACUUUUUUAUAAACAUGGAUCCAGUGAAGAAUUGGCUUCAUAAGAAACUGAACCCUAGAGAAACUGAUCGUCUCAUUAAUUCUGAGCUGGGAUCCCCAACUGGAGCAGAUUCUGUUACCGGUGACCACGGUGUGAGUGUGUGGAGUGUCUCCCAGAGGCGCCUGCGCUCCCUCGACACAUUCCGAGGGCUCUCUCUCAUCAUAAUGAUAUUUGUUAAUUAUGGAGGAGGAAAAUAUUGGUUCUUCAAGCAUCAGAGCUGGAAUGGAUUAACAGUGGCUGAUCUUGUGUUUCCAUGGUUUGUAUUUAUCAUGGGGAGCUCCAUUUCACUGUCUCUGAGCUCACUGCUGAGGCGGGGAUGUUCAAAGUGGAACGCACUGGGGAAAAUUCUCUGGAGGAGUUUUUUGCUCUUCCUCAUUGGCGUCGUUGUUGUGAAUCCCAAUUAUUGCCUUGGACCUAUGUCCUGGGACAGCCUGCGGAUCCCAGGUGUGCUUCAGAGGCUGGGCUUUACUUACCUGGUGGUUGCCAUCAUGGAACUCCUUUUUGCCAGGGUCGUGGCUGCGAGUGAGAACUUGGAGAUGCCAUAUUCUGCUUUUCAGGAUAUUCUGUGUUACUGGCCACAGUGGCUUUUCAUUCUGUCACUGGAAGCAAUUUGGCUGUGUCUGACCUUCCUGUUAGAGGUACCUGGCUGCCCCCGAGGUUACAUUGGUCCUGGUGGCAUUGGAGAUUUUGGAAAAUAUGACAAUUGCACUGGAGGAGCAGCUGGCUACAUUGAUCGCUUGCUCUUGGGAGAAGCGCAUAUUUACCAGCACCCAUCUUCCAAUGUGAUCUACCAAACAAGAGUGGCAUAUGAUCCUGAAGGGAUCUUGGGAACAAUAAACUCCAUCUUCAUGGCAUUCCUGGGACUUCAGGCAGGAAAAAUUCUCUUAUUUUACAAAGACCAGCACAAGCAGAUCCUGAGUAGGUUUUUCAUAUGGAGUCUAAAAAUGGCUGUUAUUUCUGCUGCCUUGACAAAAUGCUCUAAGGAUGAAGGAUUUAUUCCCAUAAAUAAGAACCUAUGGUCCCUGUCCUACGUAACAACCCUGAGCUGUUUUGCCUUCAUGCUUUUACUGCUGAUAUAUUACCUUGUGGAUAUCAAGAGAUGGUGGUCUGGUGCUCCAUUUUUCUACCCAGGAAUGAACUCCAUCCUGGUCUACGUCGGGCAUGAAGUAUUUGAAGACUAUUUCCCCUUUAAGUGGAAGAUGCAGGACAAUCAAAGCCAUGCAGAGCACUUGGCUCAGAAUUUGAUUGCAACGUCGAUUUGGGUCGUCAUAUCGUAUGUGCUUUACCGGAAAAGGAUAUUCUGGAAAAUCUGAGAGUGCUUUUGAAUGCUGGUCCUGUCCUCAGUUCAACAGGAGCUUGAAGCUGGACUCCCCCAGACCUAUGCCAUUCCAGCUGGGAUUCAUUACUAAAAAGGGAUCAUGUGUUCAGUUUACAUUUCCAGGGAAGCUUUCAUUAAGACUUUUAUGUGCCUAAGGGACAGUAUUUUCCUAGUUAGUGAAAACACAGUAUCUUGCCAGAGGCCAUCUGGUUGCAUAUUCUAUUUUGUAUAUGUUCUGGUGCUCAGUACAGUGCUGCUGAUGUGUGUGUAUAUACAAUAAAUACAAGAUGUACCGAAUAGCUUUUCACUGUUCUGAAAAGCUGCUGCCUUUCAUCAAGUGAACUAUUAUAGAUGCUGCAGCUCACUCACAUGUAAUAUAUAUUUAAUGGCCAAUGACAGCUAAUACAAAGGAAAGAGUAAUUGCCAAAUUACUGCAGUUAAUUCAGGAGCUUGGACACGGCUCUUAGACUGACACUUCAACUGCCAGCACUGCAAUGGCAGCUUAUUAGUUAAGUUCCUGGCUCUGGAGAAGGUCCCUCCUAUGCAUCUGGUCACUGCAACACUGUUCCACUCUGAGUAGGGGGAGGACCACAGAGCUUUUAGCUUGGGUCCAAUUUGCAGUGCAUGCUGGGAGACUUCAAAGCUGUCUGUGCUGUGCUGUGGCUAGGUGGCAACAGGAGAAGACAAAUGCCUCCAUUGGUCUGCAUCCACUCGGAGCUUAAAUCAGUUAUGUUUUAAUAGACAACAACCCUAAACCUGCUAAGAAAUUAUUUGUUCUGAUAGACUUAAUUUUGUAGGCUUCUGGCAUCCAUAUGGUUUUUA
This is a messenger RNA of Gavialis gangeticus (Gharial), 2617 nucleotides long. It is a transcript of the gene HGSNAT, whose product is annotated as heparan-alpha-glucosaminide N-acetyltransferase. Gene Ontology annotation, biological process: lysosomal transport. The record is from RefSeq and is a predicted model, not a curated record. Gene Ontology annotation, cellular component: lysosomal membrane. Lineage: Eukaryota; Metazoa; Chordata; Crocodylia; Gavialidae. The transcript has 18 exons. The coding region runs from base 33 to 1790 and encodes 585 amino acids.